Molecule: messenger RNA, 12214 nt
Organism: Dermacentor andersoni
Lineage: Eukaryota; Metazoa; Arthropoda; Arachnida; Ixodida; Ixodidae
Gene: oxt
Product: Xylosyltransferase oxt
Biological process (GO): chondroitin sulfate proteoglycan biosynthetic process; heparan sulfate proteoglycan biosynthetic process
Cellular component (GO): membrane
Molecular function (GO): protein xylosyltransferase activity
Source: RefSeq, a predicted model, not a curated record
CCUCCGUGAUUGCCGCGGACCUUUCUGCGCUAACUGCUGUGUAUGGGGGGUGUAGCAUGAGCACAGGACCCCGAGAGAUGUCAAGAACAUCAAAGGCGGCUCAGAGUUCUCCAUGUGAUCCAGGCGCGUCCAAGCGGUGACCGGGCGGUAGUGCGCUCGAGUCCGCGCUAUUAUUAAUCGACAGGUAGCCGUGGCAUUUUUUUUUGUGGUGGCAACAGUCGGCCGUCGCGCCGAUUUGUUGUGGAGUUUGAUCCGCUACGGGGGCCCGUUCGAUCAGACGAUGCCGUGAUCUGGCCACUCUCUCCACCGUGCCGUGGCACCGAUGGCAGCCUUCGGACGAGAACCCCUAGCCGCCGCAACGAGUCUUCGAGACAACGACCCCGCUAACUCUCUGGGUCCGACGAGCCGUCGUCUACUUUGACGGAAACCCCGUCUACGUCGGGACUGUGUGUCCGUGCCCGCCGCGGGUGCACAAUUUCAGCGAAUCGGACGCGCUGGUGGGACGGCGCACUUGAAAGGAAAAAAAAAAAGAAAAAAAGAAAAGAAAACAGAGAGGAGCGACCUGCGCGGUCUGCUGUGCCCAUCCUGCGGGGGUAAUUAGCAGUGGCUGGGCCGGCGGUGGGUGCCGUGACUCACCGCAGCGCGCCUUGACGCCGUUCUUUUCGACGACGCCGAAUGCACGCGAAUGGCAGUGUCCCGAGUGGUCACCAGUCAACGCUGGUGCCGCAGGCACGUGCCGUACUUCGCCAUCGGAGUGGCCAUCCUGAGCGUGCAGAUCGUGCUCGGAUACCUGUUCUACCUCGCGCCGGCCUCGGAAUCGGACGCCCGACAUCUUCCAGCCGUCCGGACGGGCGGCGGGUCGAGAGCGUCCGACUCUCAGCAGGCCAGCAUUGGGCGAGAACAAAGCGCCCAGUCAGAUGACGAAUACAACAACGAAGACGAAGAUGGCGUACAGCAUCCACGCUCGGAGUCCCGUCGAAGCGGCAACCCACCAGCUUCGAACGACGUCAAUGGAUCAGAGGCCGUCAACUGGGUUCAGCUGGGGUUCCGACCUGAAUGCGACAUCACCGAGAAAGAUGCCCUGUCGGCGAUUCGGCGCGCCACUACGACUCCGUGCAAGCAGGAGUUGGCGAAUGUGACAUGCCUCGUUCGCCGGGGCCUUCUAUACCCGAGUGAGCUGCCAAGGUUUUGUGACAGUUCUCCAGGACGAGUGGUUGGUGCACAUCUGGGCUGCUUCCGCGAUGACCGCAAGUCGCGCAUCUUCGAGCGGCUGGCCUCUCGGACACGCUCCAACUCUCGACGACACUGCGUCGGCCUCUGCCUGCGUCUCGGGUUUCCCUGGGCUGGCCUACAGUACGGCACCGAGUGCUUCUGCAGCAAAGAGAGGCCCGCGGCGAACCUCACGCUUCCGUCGCGCUACUGCGACAUGGUCUGCCCGGCCGACGAGAGCGAGUUGUGCGGCGGCUACCUCGCCAUGGACGUCUUCUCGACGGGGCUGCCCACUGUUGGCGAAGUCACCAAACGGGAAAUCCUGUGGCCACUGGCGCCGGCUAGUGCCAAGACACUGAAGCCAGCACGGAUCGCCUUCCUGCUUUCGGUCAAUGGCCGCGCGGUUCGUCAGGUGCUGCGCCUGUUGCAGUUCCUCUACCACGAGCACCACGUCUUCUACAUUCACGUUGAUGCCCGGCAAGACCACAUGUACCGGUCUCUGCUGCCGCUGGAGUCGAGGUACACCAAUGUGCGCCUGGAGCGGGACCGCCUGGCCACUAUCUGGGGCGGCUCGAGCCUGCUCGAGAUGCUUUUGCGGGGCAUGGCGUACCUCUUGCAUGAGCAUCCUGGGUGGGACUACUUUGUGAACCUGAGCGAGACUGACUACCCCGUCAAGUCUCGCAAGGAGCUGGAAAUGUUCCUGGCUGCCAACAUGGGGUCCAACUUCGUCAAGUCUCACGGCCAGGAUACGCAGAGGUUCAUUGGGAAGCAGGCGCUGGAGCGCACAUUCCACGAAUGCGGCGGGCGUAUGUGGCGCUUGGGGCCACGCACGCUGCCGUGGGGCCUGAGGCUCGACGGUGGCAGUGACUGGGUCGCACUGCACCGUGACUUCUGCUCCUACGUUGCGCUGCCCGAGCACGAGGACCCCCUGCUGCAGGGGCUCAAGGCGCUUUUCCGACACACCCUCCUGCCUGCCGAGUCGUUCUUCCACACGGCGCUGCAGAACAGCAUCUUCUGCGGCACAGUGGCCGACCAGAACCUGCGGCUGGUCAACUGGAAGCGGCGCCAGGGCUGCCAGUGCCAGCACCGUCACGUCGUCGACUGGUGCGGGUGCUCGCCCAAUGUGUUCCGCACGGACGACUGGCUUCGCAUUCAGGCUACUCGCGACCGUCCUGUCUUCUUUGCCCGGAAGUUCGAGUCGUCGGUCAGCCGCAAAGUGCUGGACCAGGUGGACAUGUGGAUUGUGGAGUCAAGGCCCCACCACUCGUCGGCUGGCCCUGCAGUGCCGCCCACUGGCUACUGGCAGAGCGAGUACGACCGUGGCGAUGAUGUGGCUGCAGACGACGACAAGCUGACGGUCUAUGAGAGUCUGGCAAAGCUUGCUGAUCGGCACCUCGGUUCAUUGUGUGCCAUCAGCCGCAACCGCACCCUCCCAUCAAUUGAUGCCGUCCAUCUCUACUUUUUCGGAGACCAAUUUCAGGGCUUGUUGGUGUCCUACACAACUGGUGGCGAUUCCUUUGAGGCGCACUUGGCGCCACUGAAGCGGUGGCAGCCGGGCAAUCAAGAAACGGCUGCAGCUCCGGCCCUGGCUCGGCUUCGAUUUAUCUCCGUGGGCACGGAGUAUGACCCGAAGGAGCAGUUGGUCCGAGACAUUGCACGGAUUCUGGGACCUGACUCGUCACCUGGUGUCCUCCAUUCGUGGGGUGCUGGUCAAGCGGUUGCGGUCACCAUUGUCUGGGUGGAUCCGGCCAAGGUGGUCGCUGGAUCGUACGAGGUCCAAGUUGAGCCGGGGCUGCAGACGCUGUUCCACCGCCCUGAGUUCCGGAAGCCCCUUCGUCCUGGCGCCUGGACCGUGAUGCUGUUCCACCACUGGUCCCUCGUGGCUCAGAUGCACUUCCUUGUCUCUCCGGUCGCAUAUCGCGACGGCAAGAAGCUGGUCUCGACGACAAUCGCAUCGCAAGCCAACGGGGGGCCUCGGGGUCCUUACAUCGGGCACGAUCUGUCUCGCGUAGAGGAGCACUUGGGCUACUCGGCCGAGACACGCCGCACCCUGCAGAUGCAGGCGGACGAGGAUGCGUUGCUUGUGGGACAAGACCUGGAAAGAUGGAUUGACGCCCUGGUGGCUCAGUUCUGGACGUUUCGCGUGGCGUGUGCCGCGCCUUCCGAGUCGAGUCGAGCGUGCAAGUCGUUGACGCCGUGCAGGGAAAGCGGAUGGAGUUCGUACUGGCCAGACCCAACUGUGGAGGUCGUGGCUGGUACGUGAGGCUCUGCAGUCUCCUAGAUGUUACUGUGGAGGAUCUAGGGCAAGUGUAGAACGGCAGGUUCUUUUUCUCUUCUUUCCGUUAUCUAUGAUUGCCGGCAGAGGUGGUUCGCUUUUUGAAAAAGCGAGAAAGGACCUCUGUUGGGUAAUGAAGCAACUCUGAAACGUUUCUCGCCAGUAUCAGCAUGUAAAGAACAUAUGCUUAUAACGAAUAUCGCAUGUAAUGAAGGUACUUCUGUGUCAGAUGUGACUUCGUCAUAAGGAGGUUUGAGAGUGCCAGUGUAGGUAGCUCAUGGUAGCUUCAGUCCAAAGAUGAGAGAAGACAAGAUUGAGCGCCGUUUUCAGAAGCUGGGUCCUACUGUCUGGUUAACAACUGGUAUGGGAGGCUACGCUGUCGAUACAUUACUGUAGACUAUCUAGAACAGAGGUGUGCAACACGUCAGUAGUCUGCGUACAACUCGUGGAAUCUUUCCAUGCGGCCCUCGAGGCUCUCCGUGGGCACGAAGUCUCUUCCCCCUGAGCUGCCAACUCUCGGGCAAUCCUGUCAACUAUUUCCUAGAUGCAUGGCAGUGCAGUCAAUAGAAGCUGCAUGCAGUUACAUAGCCCCAGUAACCUGAUCCGAGCUUGAGAACCUCGGCCUAGAAGCAGACAUCGAGCAGCAUGCUUGCUUUUGUUGCGUCUCGGACAUAGGAGUUAGCUUAGGAAAUUAUUUGGUUUUGAUGAGGCAAAAGGAAAAGCCAGAUGAGGGAGUGGCUACCACAUUCAUUUAAGUUAGCACUGAGGUAAUGCUUUAGUAGUUUCUUAUCAUUUUGUUGUUCUUGUUUUGCUUGCCUCAAUUUUAUUUAACUCAGCUGGUCGCUGGUGACCCAGGGUUGACUUUAGAUGAGGCAGAAUGAAAUUCACUCUAAGUUUCUGCCCCCCUUUUGGGCUUCAUUUUGAAGGAGAAAAAAUUCUCUCCAUAGUCUUCUUGUGUCCUUCCACAAGCAGAAGGGAGAGGAAUUGCUGAUUUCGGUUCAUCGGAUUUUUUUUUUUACAUCGUUGAGUCAAUGAGCAACGCAAUAGGUCAACAAGAACACGCAGCUGGUCAGCAGAGACCUGCAGUGGUUGUCCGGUGGUGCAGCCUUGCCUAUUCUGUACAAAAUGCUUUCCGAGUUUGGUUUCUGCAAGCAGUAUGUGAUGUCGUACAGAGGGAAUCAAUGGACCUUUUGGUAAGCUGGCAGUAGUUUCUGGCUUGACCUGGGACUUCAAGCUACGCCGUUGUUGAGGUGAUCCUGUAAGCCAUCUAACCUGCAGCUCAUAUUCAGUGGUGUCCCAUGUACUGCUAAUGCUAGCUGACAUUUUAAAUUAAUAAAGAAGGAAAGAAUAACUCAGGGAAGGUUGUAGGGGUCUAAUACUCGUGCAACACGGGCAAGUCUAAUGCAGGUAUGUGCCUAGAAUGCCAAGUUUCUAAAUGCCAAUACAUUGAAAGUUUACCGCUAAAUGCGCUUCUUUAAUGGCAUUAAACGUCACAAUGAUGACUGUAGUGAAUGCAGUAAGUUUGCUUGCUGAUCGUAAUAACUACAAAAAUGAUUUAGAGUGCGAAAGUUAAACAUACGCCACUAAAUACAUCAGUAGGCACGUUUUGUGUACACUUACUUCAGUUCAUUUCAAAAAUUAUUUCGCAUGUGCAGGCAUAACUGUUACCAUUAGGAGUGCGAGCGUGCACUUGACGGCCAAGUGAGUUAUAAGACUGCACUACUCUGCAAGUGACGUUGGGCCUUAAUACCAUUCAUAUGUUCGUUUGGCACUUCGCAAAUGGCAUUUAGCAGUUAAUGUCAUAUUUUAGUGCCCUUAAGAAACUUGCUACGACCUUGAAAUUUUUAGUUUGCCGAACGCCAGAACAAUGUAGCAAGAAUCUUUGACCUCGAGCCUGGUGGUCAAGGUUGAAGAGGCUGGACAUUAGUUUAUUCUUGUGUUUGAGUGUAAGUUAAAAAACAAUGCUGAAAAAAUUAACAAGAAUUGACUAGAAAAACAAAAAGCAUGCAUUUUAUAACUGUGGCAUGCACCUGUGAAUUUGCUUACGAUGAGCAGCUUUUUUUCAGACACUCGAGGUGUUUGAACCGUUACCGAGGAAAAAUAUUUGGAAAGUAUUUUUGUGUUAAUGCGAUUAGCAUUCUUAGGAUACAUCUCGCACUUUUCGCCGUGUGUGUGUUUCUGACCCAGGCAAGAAUGCAUGCAACGCCGUGCUUCAGCUGAAGGGAGGCUGCUCGCCAGGCCGGGUGCAAUGUUUCGCCACCUGUACAGUACGAACAGGUCCAGCUCUCGCGCGUCGUGCUUGUGGCGGCGGGGCUGUCCGUCUUUAUAUUGACAGUUUGAUGGGGUCGCGGAAAUGGGGUGGUUUGCCUGCUUGCAAACUUGCAGCUUUCUUUCCCAGUGAUCCAUCAGAAAGUUGAGAGUUCAAAAACAAGCAAACCGCAUCAUGAACACGAUGAGAAAGAAGACUCCAUGGUCACAAGGAGCAUUGCGCCGUGCCGUCACGUUGCUAUGCCGUGCUCUGCCUCACCUCAAAUGGGCACUUGCCACCCAGGAAUGUGAAAAAAAAAAAAAAUGCAGGCAGCAGCGUGCUGAGCUGCUCGCCGCUGCUACGCAGUGAAGGCAGAGUGGAGGCCUGUGCCACUCAAUUGGAGCAGAUGCAGCAAUACAUGUGAUAGCAUUGCGCUGAGUAACUAUCACUAAUUACACACCGAUCAUAAGAAAGUAUGCUAAUCGCAUCAACUUCGCCAGUCGCCUCCAAAGGAUGGAUGUGCUGCCUAAUUUUCUUGAAGCUUUUGCACAAUAAGGGAUCUCGGAGCAAAAGAGUCACAAUGUUCCCAACUCUGACACACGGUUUGUCGAUACCUGUGGAGAUUUCUCCAGCUGACUUCUGUUAAUCUGGGCCGGUAUGAAGUACGGAUUGCUUUCGCUCAAUAGUACUCCUUUGCAACCGGCCAAACCCAGGGGUGAAAGUGGGCAGACUGGUCUUCGUAUUGCAGACAAAGCGUGAAAAGGAACAGCUUCGGAACAGAAUCAUUGCACCAUCCUGACAUGAUGUCUGUUAUUUCACCUUCCUACCAAUGUGAUCUUGCUCGAUGAUCCCAACAGAAAGUCGCAAAAGCUUGUAUGGAAGGGUGUGCUCUGAUUAAUUUGGUCUCGCAAUGCUGGAUCUUGCAGAUUGUGCUUCUGUUAUAAUUGUUCUAAGAUUCUAUUUCCCUCCUUGGAUCUUGCUUUGGGGAGACUUCUUGGGUAGACUUUGGGGAGACUUUGGGGAGACUUUGGGGGAACUUUUAGUGGCAACACAUCACAGAAAGCCAGCAGUUACCAGUGCAGUAGAACAGCAGUGUAACAACAUGGAUAUACCAAAUUAACGCUUAGAAUAAGUGAAUUCAAAAUUUGUGAUUCUGAAUUCUGAAUUUGUGAUUCUGAAUUGUCAAUGACAAGAGUAAGUGGCACCCUUUGGGUGCCACUUACUCUUGUCAUCGACAGUUUGGCUUCACCACAUUUCUUGCUUCAAAAUCACAAAAAGCACGCAUCUACAGAACGGAUCAAGAAUUUAAAUUCACUGGCAAGUUUCCGAAGGUUUACAGAAUGCGGACUUCAGCUGAAAACUCUCUGCAGGAACGUUGGAUACGAGAACAUCAAUUAUUUCAUGCCUAGCACACUUGGGAAGCUGCUAUCCAGCCACUUGAAGAAUAUUCCUGGUCUAAUGCAGCGCGAAAAACGCAGAAAGAUGCAAACUCGCUGUGUGACGACAUAAAGAUGCCGAGGGCGAACACCCAGCCGUCAUACCUUCCCACUCAUUUUAGUAAAGCACUUUACACAUAUAUUCAACUUUGCAGAACUGGUCAAAUCAGAAUUGUUUCAAGGUGUGUGCAAUGCAUUUUAAAUGUUAUUGUUUUCAUCAAUGCCUACCUGUGCAUGAUUAUCCAUGCACAUCCUGAAGGGGAUACAAGGAAGGUGUUUUCCUGUCUAUGAUGAGGUUUCAUAGUACACACUGGAACAAUCGCAGAGUGUAAAAAUAAAAAGUGCUAGCUGGCAACUGUCACUAGAAGGGGAACAAUGCCAUUCUGCUUUAGUAAGGAGAAAAAAUACAUAGAAAAAAAGAUAGCGAGUAAGGAAUAGGAAACCGAGACUAAUGGAUGGAUGGAUGCAAAACUUUAAUGAAACCGAGACUAAUGUAAUUUUUUUAAUAGUGCAAUAGCCUCUGUUUGCUUUCUCAACAUCAUCAGUCAAAUUGGUUAACGGCUAGGUGUCAAUCCAAAACCAGGCAAGCACAGGCUCUCCUAGCCCCAUGGCUGUCACCAACGCAGUGGCUCGCAUCUUCAUCUUCACUAUGGGGGCUUAGUUGGCCCGUGAGUUGUGCGUAGUCAAUCAAAUGUUUUCUAGUCCUGCUGGAUGUUUGAGUUGCGCGAAGUUUAGCGCAUGUUUGUUGUUCUUCCGUAUUAAUGCACUUUUUUAACAUUUUCUUCGUCUGGUAACGUUUUGCAACGAAUCUAGCACCAUGCUAGAUGGUUUCUGGCAUCUUAUAGUGACAGCGGCAGUGGUUUUAAACCAGGCUUAACUGAUCACAAAGGAUGUGGCUAGCCAGUUCAAUGUGAAAGUUAAACAAUAAUGCAGGCAUAAAUUUUCAAGUGCAAUUAGACCUCAUAAAUUGGCCUAUUUCUUGACAAGAGUGAAACUCCUCCUUCAUUGAGUUGUAUUGAUGAUGCCAUGUAUUUCGAAGUAUCAACUGAAAUGAAAGAAAAAAACAGCAAUAGGCAUUUGGCCUAUUGGUUUGGUUUGGUGAAAGGGUCUAACACUGAAAGUGUUAGGCACAUUCAAAGAACCACUAAUGAGCUCUUAUGCAGUCCAAGAGCUGCAGCAAAGCACGCACGGGAGGGCUGCAGACAUUAAUGUCACUGUUUGCCUUUUAACUCCCUACCCCCUCUACUAAAAUGCGGUGGUCUAGUUUCUGAGAAUGACACGUGCACGAGAUUGUGACAACGACAUAGUUCAGCAAAAAAGGUAGCGCAACAUUGUGUGUCUUCAGGCUGGAGCGAAGAGCAACAGUUUGCCUGAGUUGCUAGCCGCAAGUAGACCUUAGAAGAGCUUUGCGUCAUUUGCAAGCCACAGCUUCUCCACUUCAGCCCAAAAAUCUUUGGCGCAGAACUGCAGUACAUACUUUCAGUGAGAAUUGUAUGAAAUUGUAUGCAUUGCACCAUUGCAGGGCUAAGGACAAUUAGUUUAGUUAACCUCCGAUAAACAACACUCGUGACUGGCUUACUUGCUACGAACUAUGCUGCUGAGAAAUUCUUAUUUGUGGUAAAAGUAUGGUUAGUUUCAGGGCUUGUUACUGAUGCCGACUUGCCAUGUGAGCACAGCCUUGGCAUGUUCACAUCCGGGAUGUCAGUUCGUGAGUCGUGUCAGUUGCAUACCAUAAAGUGCUUUUUAUUCGCAUGCUGAAUGUUUCACAUUUUUAAUCCUAAGCACUAUUGGCAGAACUCCCAGGCACUGAAAUUAGUGAAAGAGCACUGUAUGCAAAAGGGCAAUGUUGUUUAGAGGGUCAGUGAUUAUUUACAAACUUUAGAAAAGCUAUGAGAAGCAUGAAAGUUAGACCCUUGCAGAAAUUAGAUCAUUUAACAUUGUCUAUUCAGAUUUGUUUCAAGAUUUGUCAACACUGGCUUUGUAAUGGAAGGUUUAGCACAGUUGAGGUAAGCUCACCUGGCUCCAAGGUGCGGCACCGUCAUUGUAGUAAGCAGCCACUGUUAUGCGGUGCUCCUUCAUGUUUAAGGUGCUGUUGCAAAUAAUUCAGCAAAGCAUGUAGUGUGUCAAGAUUGAGGCAAAGCAAAAGACUUGAUAUGUAUUUGCCUGAUGCCUCUCUAGGCCAUGUAGGUUGUUCAUUUGCACACCCAUAACCUUGCAGUUGUGGCCAAGCCAUUGCUUUGCAUUGCAUUGCAGUGUACGAAAGGGACAUCGAAAAAAAUCUAUAAAGUCUAGCUCGAGUUAUCUCUCUCAUUAAAAUUAGACUCUUAUCUAAUUAGAUCUGAUGUUGGCGCCUGACUAAGAGUUCUACAGUAGGCCUUCAUAUCUUGCCCGCUAGUUUAAGUUUAGGUUCACUGUAAUUAAUGACCCUUAGUGUGACGAUUUGGUCACCAUCUGCAACGUCUUGCUUGGAAUGAAGUGAACCUAAGUCGCCGUUUGCGUGUUCAACUCUUUUUUUAUGAUGUGCCUUCAAAUCAUAUUGCAUGUCAUGCGGCAGUUUCAGUCAGAACUCCUGUGAAUUGUUUGUCGAGUUGCCGCAUUGGAAACAAAGCAAUGUUAAACUUUCUCAUUUUGCAUAGAAAGUUGGGGUAACAUUCUCCAAUGUAUGUGUUUGUGGCAAACGUCCUGUGUUAUGUUAAAAGAUCGCAGAGGAAUCCAAACUCUUACUGUCUAGUCUACCAUAGCAUUUCUUAAAAUGGCUUUUUGCUGUUUUUAGUAUCGUGAGUAGGUAAUAGCUCUUUCUUGACAAAAUAACUUGUUUUUGUCCAGUAAUUUUCCCGCGAGAGUGUGUGUGACGCUUGUUCCCCUAGAGAUAUUGUGGCUUUGUAUUGUUUUUCAUGUUGCCUUUGUCACGUCUUUGACCCUGGUCCUUUGUUCCACGUCCUCAAGUUCAUGUGUUUAAUGCUUACUGUGCUUCUGUUCGUAGUUAUGUGUUCUGCAUCACUCAAUACAUGUAACGUGCAGAUCAAUUUUCUGAAGUUUUACAAACUUGGGAAUGUCAGAACCCUCUAUAUUGUUUUUCAUGUGUUAAAAAUUGAUUUCUCAUAUUUCGUUGUUGGCUUUGUUAGGAGAUAAUCUGAGCUUUAUGUUCUAGCAGUUUCUUUUUCAAGUUCUUACUCACGUUGUAGGUGUUUUUUUUUGUGCUGUGGAUUUGUGCAUUAACAGCCCUGUGGUGCUCUUCUAUGAAAUGAUGGUAUCGAAAUGCCCGAACUCAGUAAUAUCGACCGUGCAUGCAUGUGCUCUCCGAAAGCCCCAGAAUGCAUCUUUCAUGACGUCCAGGCACAGAGAUUGCUGCAGCUUUUUAAAGAGGCUGCAGGUCAUUCCAGCUUAAGCCGCAGAAAAAAAAAGUCAUCCAAUCAUUUCUUUUAUAGGCUUCAUAGUUAACUGAGUAACGUGGCACCUCAGUGCACUGAACGUGCGAAACAAUCAAGCACACUUUUCUGGACAAUGAACUGACUCUCCUGGAACCAUUGCAUAUCACAUGGAGCUUUGCUGUAAGCAGGCCCAACAUGCAUCGAAUUUUGGUAGCCUCUUGUACAUAGUGUUGCUUGUGUGUGACAUUUGUGUGCACAUAGUCGUGCCAUACUGUAGUCAUGUUAUGUAGAGUUAACCACCCACACGCUUCUGUGUGCUUAGUUUAGUUGUUUGUUGGCUUGUCUUCAGUACUAAGCAGUUUUUCUUAGUUUGUUGUUCGUAAAGGUGCCAUGCUUUACAUGUGUUGGUUUCUUUUGUUUAUAUUUUGUAUAUAGCCAUGCUGUGAUGAAGUGUCACCAUUAGAAUUACUCAUCGCUUUGACACAGGCUACUGGGCUAUUCUAGAUAUGCCUCAAGCAAUACGUACCUCUCUCAUCAAGGACAGUGAUGUGGGGCUGCUCGCUUUGCAGUUGCCACUGUAGUCUUCAGUUUCGUGAAGAUAUGUAGUCUUCAUCAGAUAUAUAGUCUUCACCAUAGUCUUUGACUUGGUCUUCAGUGCAACAGGCAACUUCCAAUGUCUGUAAGCUUCGUCCACACGUCUUUUGCCCAAAGCACUCACUGCAGGGCCAUGUACAAUGUGGUCUGCUCUUAGGUAGAACAGCUCAUUAAUGUUCAGCCCAACGUGCGCUUAGUCUUCUUUGUAUGGGACAAAACCAGCUUAAUGCAGAGGUAUCUGCCAGCCUUUGUUUAAAAUUUAAGCUCCUGUAAGCAUUUGCAUACGUGCAAGAGUUACACAAUGUCACAACGGCACUUGAGCAGUAAUGAGUAGCUGUAUAAUUCAAGAGCAGGUAAACAUGUGCUGACGCUCUGUGUACACUUUGUGAACUUUCUAAAUACAACAAAAAGUUCGCCGAAAGAUGUAUACUUCGAACUGUCCGACCGGUGGGUAAAAAAAAAGUCAACCCUGAGUAAGUGUUUCAACAAGGGGUCUUGCCUACACUCUGAUGAACUCAGAUCAACUUGAGGAAGACAAAUCCUUUGCCCUAACCAAGACGAGAUCCCUUGAUGAAGGCAAGUCCACUUGUAGAAACAUGAGCUCCAGACUAAGGUUUUGUUGUUUAGUCACCUGUGGGACACUUUGUGCGCUUCAGCAAUAUUUAUGGCUGAGGAAGGUGGUGCUGGAUGUGGUAGUUUUAAAUAAAAUCGGACUCCUUCACCCUGCGGCCACGUUAUGUGACUUGAGCAAUGGGACACUUUUAGCUGGUAGUUCUAUAGUACUCCUUGCGAUCCUUGUUGCCAUAUCAACAAAUUUUGUUUUUACAUUUGUUUUCUCAGCAAGUGCUCGCACGAGUUGAAUGCUUGUUGUACACGUCUCCUAUGUUGAACAAAUUUUCGGUCUUCCUUUCUUGGGGGGCCUUGUCUUCUUCUUGAAAUCGCUGUAUUUGUAAGCUACCGCGUGUUGUGUGUCUCGUCUUGGUCACAGCACUCGAAAUGAAAGAGAGAUUUCAACUAUUUUUAUGUACUCUGAAACUACCAUGGAAAUGCAGUAAAAUAUACACGUUUUAUAGAGUGACAA